CCACUUCCUCUAUGCCUGACAAACCGGAUGUGAAUGAGAUCAAGAAAUUCAGUAAAUUGAAAUUAAAGAAUACAGAAAUACAAGAGAAAAAUCUGCUGCCUUCCAAAGAAAUGACAGAAUAGAAACAAGCAGGCAAAUUGCAAUGAGGCAUGCCCACCAAUGUGUGGUAUGCAUUCCACAGGUAUUGCCUUUGUAUUUUACUUCGUUUAGCUGUUUAACUUUGUACAAUGCAAAGAGGCCAGAUCAAGCUUAAUGCCUGUGCUGUCCUGUUCACAUCAAGGAAUUGAGAACCACUGAUGAUGAGGGCUGCACCUGCCUCUGCCUAUCUGGCUGUCAUGACAGGAAAAGAGCUUGCAUGUUGGUGAAGGAAGAAGUGGGGUGGGAUGACAAUGAAAUCUAGAGUAAAACCAACCUGGCCCAAGGUGUCCUGCUGGCUACUAAAUGCCAUUUAGUCAGAGUGCCAUUAUUUUUUUGUGUUUAAAAUGAUUUUAAUUAUUGGAAUACCCAAUGUUUGUUUAAAAAACAAACAGUUUUAAACGCUCCCCCUGCCCAAAGAAAAAAGAAAGGGCCAAAAUUAGGAAAUCUUCUUUCUGAAAGUAAAUGAGAUAGUCAGUUUGAAGGGAAAAUAUAAAAUUUCAUUAAGCCCCAAAAGGGGACAAUCAGCCUAAAGGGGAGGUAUUUUUAUUUGAUGUUAAUCACGAUGAGUUCUGGGAUUUCCUUGUAACACAGUGCAGGGGGACCGGACUAAUACCACAGUUCAGUCUUCCUGCGUCACAUCAGACACUGUGAGUCAGGGAGCAUCGUUACACCUGGGGUAGAUCUGAAUCCUGGUAAGAAUGUGCUACAUAUACCUUCAGAGCAAGCCUUCAGAGUGUGGUCCACCUUCUCUGAAAACAAAAUGUCAUUCUUACUAUAACAUUUAUUUUGUGUUUUUUUUCUUUUUGCCAGCACCUCAGGGAUGAGCAUCCACAGCUUAAUGUUUACAUCAGUGAAUCAAAGCUAUUUCCAUAGCAACACCUCUACUUCUCCGGAACUGCAAUUUUAUGUCAAUUUACUGUUAAUGGAAGAUGGAACAAAAGCAAGCAGACAGAACAGGAGAAACCUUAAUGCCUCAAGACGGACUGGCAAAGCAAGGAGGAAGAGGAAUGAACCUGUCAUUUACAUGGGUUUUAGGGUUUAGUGAACAACAUUUAACCAUUUUAUGCUCAGGUUUGUAAUAAUGAUUUCGUAGGACCAUAAAAUCUUUGAGCUAAAAUAGACCUUAAAAGUCAUCUGAAACCCCUUAUUUUAUUUUAGCUUUUUU
Molecule: messenger RNA, 1303 nt
Organism: Chlorocebus sabaeus (green monkey)
Lineage: Eukaryota; Metazoa; Chordata; Mammalia; Primates; Cercopithecidae
Product: thymosin beta-4-like
Biological process (GO): actin filament organization; regulation of cell migration
Cellular component (GO): cytoplasm
Molecular function (GO): actin monomer binding
Source: RefSeq, a predicted model, not a curated record